Molecule: messenger RNA, 978 nt
Organism: Strongyloides ratti
Lineage: Eukaryota; Metazoa; Nematoda; Chromadorea; Rhabditida; Strongyloididae
Product: Tristetraprolin
Exons: 3
Coding region: 1-978 (325 amino acids)
Molecular function (GO): mRNA binding; metal ion binding
Source: RefSeq, a predicted model, not a curated record
AUGAAUGCACCACAAAAUAUUUUUUAUUCACAUUUUGAAGGAAAUGGAACAGCUAGUAGUCCUGAUUCAGGAACGUUCUCAGUUUUUGAUAAUUUCCAACAAGCAAGAGAUAAUGGAAGACUUUUUAAUGAAAGACAAAAAGUUUCUUUUGAAAGUUCAGUUGCUGGAGGAAAUAAAGCUGUAAAUGUUAAUAAUGGAACACAAACUACAACAUCAUCAAGUAGUAGUACUGUACCUAAAAAUCCUAAACUCUACAAAACAGAAUUAUGUCGUAGUUGGAUGGAUUCUGGAAGAUGUAAUUAUGGUGAAAGAUGUCAAUAUGCACAUGGUGAACAUGAAAAAAGACCAAUUCCUAGACAUCCAAAAUAUAAGACAGAAGCAUGUCAGUCAUACCAUAAACGUGGAUAUUGUCCAUAUGGUCCUAGAUGUCAUUUUAUUCAUAAUGAAGAUAAUUUAAUAAAUACACAAAAUGUAUCUACUAAUAAUAAUAUUUCUCAAUUAGAUUCACCAAAUUUGAUGCUUAAUCUUGGAAAUAUGGGAACAACAAAUUCAUCAUCUGUAAAUAGAAGUAGCUCUUCAGGAGAUAGUCCAGCACCUUCUUCAGCUGAAUCAGGAUCAGAAUCUCCAUUAGGAUCAUACUCACCACCAUUAGAACAUGAAGAUUAUUUCCAAUCAUUCUCAACAAAUCAUAGUACUCGUAGUAAAAAUGUACAUGAUAAUGAUUAUAAUUAUGAUUGGACUACAAUGACACCAUUAAUAAAUGAUUUUAAUUCUUGGGGACUUGGACCAAAUCAUCAAAUUCAAUCAACAAGAGGAAUCCAUUCUUUUGAAUCAUUUUCUCUUGGUGUUAAUCCAUUUACUAAUAAUGCAUUUUCAUCUUUUGCAAAUACUGAUUCAGAAUCAUCAAAUACCUAUGGUGGAGUAUUUGGAGCAGAAAGACUACCAGUUUUUGAACAAUUAGCGAAUGCUUCCAAUUAA